Pelobates fuscus (common spadefoot toad) is the source of this 2539-nucleotide messenger RNA. It is a transcript of the gene PTGES2, whose product is annotated as prostaglandin E synthase 2. NCBI's taxonomy places the organism in Eukaryota, Metazoa, Chordata, Amphibia, Anura, Pelobatidae. The coding region runs from base 5 to 1297 and encodes 430 amino acids. Gene Ontology annotation, molecular function: prostaglandin-E synthase activity. The record is from RefSeq and is a predicted model, not a curated record. The transcript is spliced from 7 exons. Gene Ontology annotation, cellular component: mitochondrion.
CUUUAUGGGGCUGGGGGCGUGGCUUGUUUAUGAGAAGAUGGCAGCUGCCAUGGCACAUGGAAUGUGUUCUGCCACAUGGCGCCUAGGGCAUCAUCUGCCAGGGCUGAGAGGGGGCAUGGCAGGGCUGUUGAUGGCUAGGGGCUGUUUUUCCCGCUCUGGGGUAGUUGCCAGUAGACCUGUCUCCACCCCUGGUGUGGGAGUCAGAGGUUACUUAAAUGUCCCUGGUAGAGAGAUACCAAGGAGUCACCUUUAUCUGCAGAGAUCAGAAAGUAGGGCACCCCUAGCGCCCUAUUCACCCCAAACAUGGCGGCGUGGCUACAGAACAGGGUGGUGGCAAGAGUCAGGAGUCAGUGGCAGGAGGAGUUGGGGUAUAAUGGUUAUUUUAGGGGGUGCACUGGGAGUGUUACAGACUUUGAAGUAUUCCCUGGGGGAGGAGAGGGCUGAAGAAGACCUUCAGGUAACCGAUGGGAACCUUCAGCUCACACUGUACCAAUAUAAGACCUGCCCCUUCUGCAGCAAAGUACGGGCAUUCCUUGAUUAUUACCAAGUGCCGCAUGAGAUUGUGGAGGUUAAUCCUGUUCUGAGACGAGAGAUCAAGUUCUCCAGUUACAGAAAGGUUCCGAUUCUCUUAGUGAAUGCUGGAUCUCCCAUACAACUCAAUGACUCCUCCGUUAUCAUUAGUGUGAUGAAAACAUUCCUCGUCUCCAAGAUGAAAAGUCUGGAGGAACUUGUAUCAUAUUAUCCAUCAAUGAAAGCUACAGAUGACAGGGGCAAGGAGGUGAUUCAAUACAACAAUAAGUAUUGGCUGAUGCUGGAUGAGAGGGAAACUGGGCGGGUUUAUCCUUCUAAAGAAUCCCAGGUUGAAGAAAUGAAAUGGCGCCGGUGGACAGAUGACUGGCUUGUACAUCUGAUCUCUCCAAAUGUGUACCGCACACCGCGAGAGGCACUCUCUUCUUUUGAUUACAUUGUGCGUGAGGGAAACUUUGGCACUAUUGAAGGGCUGUUUGCCAAAUAUAUAGGUGCUGCGGCUAUGUUUGUUAUUGGGAAAAGACUGAAGAGCAGGCACCACUUGGAGGAUGACGUUCGACAAGAUCUGUACAAAGCCGCCAAUGACUGGGUAGCGGCAAUAGGAAAAAACAGGCCAUUCUUGGGAGGAUCUGAGCCAAACCUGGCAGACCUGGCGGUUUAUGGUGUCCUGCGCGUCAUGGAGGGUUUAGAGUCUUUCAACGAUAUGAUGUCAAACACCAAGAUCAAGCCCUGGUACCAGCGAAUGACUUCUGCUGUUAAUCAUUGCUGAUCUAUGGUUCUGGAGAAGAUAAUGACAUGUAUCUACAUACCUCCCUAGGUUUCCUGGACUUGGAGACAGUGGCUUUAUCCGUGUGCUGGCCAUGAGAUAACAUGCACUGACCUCAUCAAUGAUGCAUCAACAUCCUUUUGGUCACAUUUAUGCUCUCUCUUAGUCCCCCUGUAUUUCACUGCAGAGCUAGACUUGGUUGCAGUUGACGAAAAAAAUUGUAAAUUGACAAUAUAGCCUAUGGUUAUAAUAUAGGUCAGUCUCCAGGUUAUAGUACUGGAAGUUAUGUUAUUGGAAUUAAAAAAAAAAAUCCAAAAUUUGCAUUCAUGCCCUAGAAGUAGAAUCCAGUUUUUCAUCCACCUCCGAUAUCUCUGGUAUUCUGAAUAAAUUGUCCGACGGGGAAGAACCCAACAUAAUCUCUUAUUCUUUUCUUCAGUGAUUCAUAGUCUCUUGGCCUAUGGAGUCCACAUCAAUAUGGGUGGAGUGAAUGACUAUCCCUUUUCUCUCAAAUACUAUACCUUACAAUCUGAGGCUGUGAACCAAAAUAUAUUGCAGUUUAUGCAACUGAGGGGAAAAAAAACCCACAAAUGUUUGUGUGGAUUGCUAAUUGGUGAUUUAUUUAACUCUUUCAUAAUGAUGUUGGGGAGAUCGCUUUAUAUCAUGACAGUCCUAGCAAAUGACUGGAAAUAAAAAAAUAUUUUUUAAAAAGGGCUAAACAACUCCUUCAGCGGCAAUGCAGUGAUGUACUUAGAUUACUAGACAGGUUCCAGUGCUUGAAACAUAUCGUGCAAUCUGGCCUAUCUAGUUAAUAUACCCAUAGUGCAAGGCAUUAGCGUGUCUAGCUAAGCUUUUUUCUUCUGGUCUAUGAUACAUUUGUCACCUUAUGACCACUCCUGCUAAUUACCUGCACUUUUUAAGGGUUUCCCGUUAAAACAGGAAUUGUGGGGAAUUACAAACUUUAGUUGAGUAGGAGAAAUGUGUCUUCAGUUUGGUAUUUUGGCCUGAAAUCUUGAAAUUUCCUUUGUUAGCCACAAUUUCUGGUUUGAUGAAUUACCCUAUUUGCGAACGAACAAAAAAAAAAAAAAAGUACUGUAAUGACUGAUUUAGAAAAGCCUGUGAUUAGAUAAAAUGUGCAGGCUACAAAACCGGUCAAUUUAGAAAUUUGCACACAGAUUGUUGCUUUAAUAACAUGAAUGUUAUGUACUGAAUAUAUGUACAUUCUUAUUAAAAUCUUUAUGAAAUCAA